AUGGAUCGCCGUGUGCUUUGUGAUAGCUUGAUCAAAUGGAUGAAAACGUUUGAUCUGCAUCGAGGAAUAACUGGUGCUGGCGAUCUUUCUGAUGGUGUUCUGAUAGCUCAAUGUUUGAAAAACAUUGAUACUAAUCAUUUCAAUGACGCUUGGCUACAAAAGAUUCGAACAGAUGCUGUAGAUAAUUAUCGCAUAAAAGCGAAUAAUCUGAAAAAGAUUCUGAAGAAUAUCACGGAUUAUUAUUCAGAAGUUAUUGGCCAAUCUUUGACUGAUUUUCAGAUGCCCGAUUUGAAUAUGAUUGCGGAGAGUACAGAUGAAACUGAACUCAGCCGACUCUUACAACUUGUUCUCGGUUGUGCUGUUAACUGUGAUCGUAAACAAGUUUAUAUUGAACAUAUAAUGUUACUCGAAGAAUCUGUCCAACACGUGUUAAUGAAUGCGAUUCAAGAAAUAAUGGUAAAAGAAAAUCGGAAAAUCAAUGAAGAAUAUGCUGAAUUAGGAGAUCAGUUAAAACAUGCGCUCGAAGAAUUGAAUCGAGUUGUCGAAACUAAAGAGGAAAUCGAACACCGUUGUCGUGAACUUGAUUUACAAAUCACAGCACUUCAAGAUGACAAACUUGGUUUAAUACAAGAAACCGCACGUUUGAACGAACGUAUUCAACAAUAUGAAAAUGUCGAAGAUGCCGAAUCAAUUCCAAGAAGUCGGUAUAAAUCAUUACAAGACAAGAUUCACUCCCAACAAGAAGAACUCUUCAAACUUGAAACAACUUUACAAGAUUAUCGAGCAAAACUCAAUGUGUUAAGUGAAGAGAACGAAAACCUUCUGAAACGAAAUGAUGAUCUCAUGGUGCUUGCAGGUGAUGCGCGGAAUUUUAAAGACGAAUUAGAUAUACUUCGAAAUAAGUGUGAAAAAAUGACUAAAUUGGAAUCAAUGAUCGAAGCGUACAAGCUCAAAUUAGAAGAAAUGUCAGAUCUACGACAACAAAUCAAAUUCUUAGAAGAAACAAACCUUCGUCUAUUCGAUGAAAAGUCCAAUAUCGAACAAGAAUGUAAACAAGCGAAGUUAUUGCAGACACAAGUGGAAUUCCAGAAACGAACAAAUCAAGAAUUAUAUCAGAAAAUCAGCGAAUUACAACGUACAGCUGAUAAAGCUGAAUUUGAAAGAAAUCGAGCCGAAGAACGUUUGACUGCAGCUAAUGCGGAGAAGAUUAAUUUAACGAAUGAAAUUGAAUUGCUCAGAGAAACGAAUGAACGACUGCGUGGAGUUAAUCUGGAUGAAGCGAAUGGAACAUCAACUACGAAAGUUCAACUAACUGGAUCACUGGAAGAUUUGAAUUUUCUGAAUUUGCCUGCAGAUGUCAGGGAACGCUUCAUUCAUCUUCAACACGAGAACAAAAUGCUCAAAUUACGUCAAGUAGAAGAGACAAACAACGAACAGGUUUUAAUACUUCAAGCAAGUUGUGAACAACUAAGAGAUCAAAAUAAUCAAUUAACGAAUGAUUUAUGGAUGGCGAAUAGAAAGAUUCUAGAAUUAGAAUCCACGCUCAAAGAUACUACAUCUCUAACCGAGAAUAGUACCGAAGUAACAGAUUUGAAAAAGUCUUUGAAUCGAGCAAUGACUCGACACGAAGAAGAAUCGAGCCGAGCAAAAACUCAAAUUGAAGAAUUACAGAAACAAUUAGAACAGUUCGAAAACAAACUAGCAGAAAAAGACACGAUUAUCGCAACAAAAACUGCUGAAAUCAAUGCGAUGGAAGAACGUUACGUUCAAUAUUUAGAAAAAGCUAAAAUGGUCUUACGCCAAAUGGAUCCACGUAAUAGUAAUUCGAUCAGUCAUCAGGAAAUUCAAAUGUUACGAAAACAACUCGAGGAGAGAGAACGACGAAUCAAAGAUUUCGAAAUAGAUUUUGAAAAAAUGAAAACAAUCAGAGAAGACCAAGAGAAACUUUUAAUCAGUGCUUGGUAUUCUAUGGGUAGCACAGUUCAACGAUGUGAAUUUGAAGAACGUCUGAAGUCUCAUGAAAAUCAAUCAUUUCUUUCCAAGCAACGUACACUUCCCUCAACACGUAAACAGUUACCUUCUGAUCCGUCUAAUUCUUCAACAAAUGGAAACACUAACAGUAAUUCAAAACGAUAG
This is a messenger RNA of Adineta ricciae, 2136 nucleotides long. The record is from the annotation of a GenBank genome assembly. NCBI's taxonomy places the organism in Eukaryota, Metazoa, Rotifera, Eurotatoria, Adinetida, Adinetidae.